Lottia gigantea (owl limpet) is the source of this 929-nucleotide messenger RNA. RefSeq lists its product as hypothetical. Gene Ontology annotation, molecular function: lipase activity. Lineage: Eukaryota; Metazoa; Mollusca; Gastropoda; Lottiidae. The transcript has 8 exons. Bases 48 to 929 code for a protein of 293 amino acids. Gene Ontology annotation, cellular component: membrane. The record is from RefSeq and is a predicted model, not a curated record.
UGAGAACCUAUAACUUGGGACCAAUAUCUCUCUACAAAGCUUGUAAAAUGUCUAAAGACGGGUUCAAAAACGUUGAGGCAUGUGAAUCCAAGAUAGUCAACACGACAAACCAGAAUUUGUUCGGUAGAUAUUGGGGAGAAGAUGCGGAAAUAGCUCAGCCAAGUGGUCUAGUAUUUAUUAGUCAUGGUGCUGGGGAACAUUGUUUAUGGUAUAAUCAACUUGCUACUCAACUCACAGACAAAAAUUUAUUUGCAUUUGCACAUGAUCACAUUGGUCAUGGACAAAGUGAUGGAGAUAGAGUACAUAUAGAUGAUUUUGAUAUUUAUGUCAAUGACGUGUUUCACCAUAUUGAGAUUGUACAGAAAAAAUUCCCUGAUGUCCCUACAUUUAUUAUUGGUCACUCAAUGGGAGGUGCUAUAGCCAUUAUGGCAGGGUUAAAGAGACCAAAGUUUUUUAAAGGUGUUGUAUUAAUAGCUCCAGCUAUAACUCCCAGUCCUGAUGCUGUACAGCCCUGGAAGAUUACUAUGGGUAGAUUUUUAUCACGAUUGUGUCCCCAGGCUCCUAUUUUAAAACUUGACCCUAAUAAUGUAUCUAGAGACGAGGCAGUGGUAAAUAGAUAUAAAGAAGAUCCUUUAGUUCAUCAUGGUGGGCUAAAAGCAAAAUGGGGAUUAUGUAUGAUAAAUACACUGAAGUAUAUAGAAGAUAAUCUCUCAACAAUAACAUUCCCAUACCUUAAUCUACAUGGUGAUCAAGAUAAAUUGGUGGAUAUUCAGGGAUCAGAAGAUAUGCAUGAACAUUCUACCAGCUCAGAUAAAACUUUUAAAAAAUAUGAGGGAUAUUAUCAUCAGCUUCAUAAUGAACCUGGGGAAGAUGGUGCUGGAGUUCGACAAGAAAUUGUAACAUGGAUCACAGACAGAUUACCACAUUAA